Molecule: messenger RNA, 1858 nt
Organism: Oryza brachyantha (malo sina)
Lineage: Eukaryota; Viridiplantae; Streptophyta; Magnoliopsida; Poales; Poaceae
Product: sugar phosphate exchanger 3-like
Exons: 4
Coding region: 218-1624 (468 amino acids)
Biological process (GO): transmembrane transport
Cellular component (GO): membrane
Molecular function (GO): transmembrane transporter activity
Source: RefSeq, a predicted model, not a curated record
AGAAAAUUCAAGUCAAAGGUGAAGCGGAGAGAACUUGCAACACAUGGCAGCCUUGCAUCCGUCGCGCGCGUGAGCGUCAUCGGUUUCGCGGUCCUUUGCCUCGGAGCUCCUCUUUCUUCGCUCGAUCCGAGUGAGGGUGAGGCGAAGGCCGAGACUGCUGCAAAGCCUCGCGGUUCUUGGGGAUCUCGCGCGGGCUCGGCAAGCCGCUCCUCCCAAUAUGAGGACAAAGAAGAUGUUUGGUUUCUCAAUUUCUCUUAUCCUCAUCAACCUAGCUUCCAUAAUGGAGCGGGCGGAUGAGAAUCUCCUACCAGCUGUUUACAAGGAAGUCAGUGCUGCUUUCAAUGCUGGCCCUACUGAUCUGGGGUACCUUACGUUUCUAAUGAACUUUCUCAAGUCAAUAGGAUCUCCCUUGGCAGGUGUCCUUGCUCUUCAGUAUGAUCGCCCUGCAGUUCUUGCUAUAGGGACUGUCUUCUGGGCUGUAUCAACAGGAGCUGUUGGUGUCAGCCAGUAUUUUCAGCAGGUUGCAUUCUGGAGAGCUGUGAAUGGUCUUGGACUCGCCAUUGUAAUACCAGCACUUCAAUCCUUCAUUGCUGAUAGCUACAAAGAUGGUACACGAGGUGCAGGGUUUGGCUUGUUAAGCCUCAUUGGUUCAAUAGGCGGUAUAGGAGGAAGUAUUAUAGCAACAAUCAUGGCUGGUAGGGACUACUGGGGAUUGGCAGGAUGGAGGUUUGCAUUUAUAAUGGUUGCAUUUGUUAGCUUGUUAAUUGGGCUUCUCGUCUACUUUUACACGGUUGAUCCUAGAAGAACUUCGCCAAGCCAUUUUGGUGACGACGAGGACCACCAUGAGAGGUCACAUCUGGUCAGUAAUGGUAUUUUUCCUCCACAGUCCAUCUGGAAGGAUUCAUGGAUAGCAGCAAGAUCUGUCAUGAAAGUGCGAACAUUUCAAAUCAUUGUCUUGCAAGGCAUAGUUGGGUCAUUGCCAUGGACUGCAGUAGUUUUUUUCACGAUGUGGUUUGAGCUCAUUGGUUUUGACAACAGCAGUUCAGCAGCGCUAAACAGCCUGUUCGCGAUCGGUUGUGCCAGCGGAUCGUUUCUAGGUGGAGUAAUCGCUGACCGUCUAUCAAAACACUAUCCGGAUUCAGCUCGCAUCAUGUGUGCUCAGUUCAGUGCCUUCAUGGGCAUCCCUUUCUCCUGGAUCCUCCUUACAGUCAUUCCUCAAUCAGUCGAGUACUGGUCCGCCUUCGCCGUCACUCUCUUUCUGAUGGGGAUCACCAUAAGCUGGUGCGCAACCUGCGCAAACAACCCCAUGUUCGCAGAGGUAGUCCCUCCCAAGCACCGCACCAUGGUCUAUGCCUUCGACCGCGCAUUCGAGGGCUCAUUCGCCUCACUGGCUGCUCCUGCUGUUGGCAUGGUCACUGAGAAGAUCUAUGGCUACAAUGCCAAGACUGUCAAUCUGGCAAAUGGAUCGGUGGCAGGGGCGUAUGCACUCUCGAGAGGGCUGCUGACUAUGAUGAUUGUUCCCUUUGGUCUGUGCUUCCUGUUCUACAGCCCACUGUACUUUGUUUUCAGGCGCGAUCGAGAGAAUGCCAGAUUGGCUACUGUCAAGGAGCAGGAGCUAACAUGACCAUCAAAUGCUUGCUUUGCUCAUCAGGGUUCAGGAGUGAUGGGGUUCAGUGACCAACAGUUACUGCCAGUGUCUCAUUUUUGGCACCAAACUGAAAAUUUCUGUUCAGAGUUGGAAUGGUGUAGGUAGGAAUACGGUUUCUACUUUCUUUUUUCAGGCAUAUAAGAAGACCACAGGAAUACACGAUAAAUUGUUGUAUAAUUAUUACUAUAUGAAGACUCCAGAGGGAAGAAA